Molecule: messenger RNA, 692 nt
Organism: Zophobas morio
Lineage: Eukaryota; Metazoa; Arthropoda; Insecta; Coleoptera; Tenebrionidae
Exons: 8
Coding region: 300-635 (111 amino acids)
Source: RefSeq, a predicted model, not a curated record
GACUCGGCUGUAAACCGCUUAGAAACGGUUUUAAGCAGAUUCUUGCUUUUACUUACGCUUUCCUGCAAAGUAAAAUUGUCGGUCCUGUCGAGAAAGUCCUAAAAACCGGCAUUACCCCUCAUUGUUUAGCUUUAACCAUAUCUUUUGGUGUUGUAUGUGGUUUGUUUCCUCUUCCUGGGACCACUUUAAUUCUUUGCGCUGUUGUCGCCUAUGUUUUUUCUUUAAAUCAAGCUCUCAUUCAAGUAAUUAAUCUUUGUCUAACGCCAGUGGAGCUUUUAUGUAUUCCACUUUGCUAUAAAAUGGGACUUAUAAUUUUCAAAACCAGUAACAACCCGUUGUCAGCGGCUCUUUUUGUGAAAAAUCUCAAAAGUAAUUUUUGGGAAAGCUUAAAACUUUUUAAAGGCUUUAUACUAACGUCAAUCCUUGGCUGGCUCUUACUUGCCCCCCUCAGUGGCUUCGUACUUUACGCCUUAAGUUUUCCGUUUUUUCAUUGGCUCCUAAAGAAAAAUUUUAUUUCCGUACGCGAAACGAGAAUGUCAGAGUGCAAUGAAGACGAAGAAAAUUUGCUCAUGUUGAAGAAGAACCCGAAUCCUCUACCGACACCGACCCGGUAUAAAACUACUACUGACAAAUAGUAGGAGAAUGAGAAUAUCAUUUGAUUUUACAUCAUUAAAGUGAAUAAAAAGAGUAUA